Megachile rotundata (alfalfa leafcutting bee) is the source of this 873-nucleotide messenger RNA. RefSeq lists its product as uncharacterized. The record is from RefSeq and is a predicted model, not a curated record. Lineage: Eukaryota; Metazoa; Arthropoda; Insecta; Hymenoptera; Megachilidae.
AUGGCUAUCAAAUUACCUGAGAUGAGGCUACCAACGUUUGAUGGAACAAUCGAAAAUUGGGGUAACGAGGAUUUGACCCCGGUUCAAAAAUUACAAUACCUGCGGUCAACCCUAACUGGCAAGGCCGCGAUUUGUAUUGGAGCCUUAACUACGACUGACGCGAAUUGCACGGACGCUAUCGACAGUUUAAAAGAGAAGUUUGAUUGCCCACGUCGUAUAAUCCUUAGUCACUGCGAUGCGUUACGGAAUAUCCCGAAGUUACUGAAAGAUACUCCAGAAGCAUUAGCUAAUUUGGUGGACACCGUAAAUCAACAUCUUCGGGCACUCAAAAAUUUGGGCGGCAUCGUGGAACAGCAUCUUGCUCUCCAUAAUCAUUUCGAAAUUAAACGCGGAUACGAAAGACGGGCAAACUGCACAGUUCCUUCCUCUUCAAAAUCUGUGACUUCAACUGGACAACAGGAAACUCGACUUUACGGCCAUAACAAAUCUGUUAAUAAACAUCGAUCAUCGCGAGGGCAAGUACUCGUAACGACGAAACAACACAAGAAUCAUCCUUAUGAACGAGCAUCGACGACCCGGGCUCAACAUACAGAUUUUCAAUGUCCAGUAUGUAAGAAGGAUCACUUGAUCUGGAGCUGUCAACAAUUUAAUGAACUAUCUGUUAACGAUAGAAAAGCUAUUGUUGUAAAAGCUGGACUCUGUUUCAACUGUUUGCGAAGAGGACAUGGAUCUAUUUCAUGCACUAGAAGGACUUGCCGAAUAUGUCAGGGAAAGCACCAUACACUCUUACAUUACAGAUCACCUUUGACGAAUUCAUCAACUCAGACAUUAGCAACUUCUCGUCAACCAAUGAAUAGUCAAGAAACAAGUUGA